GCCGGGUGCGCGGUGGAGCUGACGGCGGGGACCGGCGGGUGUGAUCGCGGAGCGGGGCCUGGGCAGCGGCAGGAGCAUAGGACCUCGCGCCGCGUUCCCGGGCUCCGGGGCGGGGGCGGCGGCGGCGGCGAAGCCCCCUCCCCGGGGAGACGGGGCCCGGACGAGCUCCCCGGAGCGGGGACGGCGGCGCAGGGAAGGAUGCACCAGAAGCUGCUGAAGAGCGCGCACUACAUCGAGCUGGGCAGCUACCAGUACUGGCCGGUCCUGGUGCCCCGCGGCAUCCGCCUCUACACCUACGAGCAGAUCCCCGUGUCGCUCAAGGACAACCCGUACAUCACCGACGGCUACCGGGCCUACUUGCCCUCCAGGCUGUGUAUCAAAAGUUUGUUUAUUUUAUCUAAUGAGACCGUAAACAUCUGGAGUCAUUUGCUGGGUUUCUUCCUCUUCUUUACCCUGGGAAUAUAUGACAUGACAUCAGUAUUACCUUCGGCAAGCGCGUCCAGAGAAGAUUUUGUAAUUUGUUCUAUUUGUCUUUUCUGCUUCCAGGUCUGCAUGCUUUGCUCUGUGGGCUAUCAUCUUUUUUCCUGCCAUCGAUCAGAAAAAACCUGUCGAAGAUGGAUGGCAUUAGAUUAUGCAGGAAUUUCUAUUGGAAUACUGGGAUGCUACGUCUCUGGGGUGUUCUAUGCAUUUUAUUGUAAUAACUACUGGCGCCAGGUGUACCUGGUCACCGCGCUCGCCAUGGUCCUGGCCGUGUUCCUCGCACAGACCCACCCCAGUUACCUCACGCAGCAGUGGCACAGGCUGCGCUCUGUCAUCUUCUGUUCCAUCUCGGGGUACGGAGUGAUCCCUACGCUUCACUGGGUUUGGCUCAAUGGAGGCGUCGGGGCUCCUAUUGUACAGGACUUUGCACCCCGUGUAAUUGUGAUGUAUGUGAUUGCUCUUCUGGCUUUCCUGUUCUACAUUUCCAAAGUUCCAGAGCGGUACUUUCCAGGACAACUAAACUACCUCGGAUCAAGCCACCAGAUAUGGCAUGUCCUUGCAGUAGUGAUGUUAUAUUGGUGGCAUCAGUCUACAGUGUACGUCAUGCAGUACAGACACAGCAAGCCAUGCCCGGACUAUGUUUCACAUUUGUGAAUGCAGGUAUGGCCGCCUGCUGUAUACGGUUGGUAAGCAAUAUGUCACAGGGAGUCGUCCACCCCACUGUUUCUAAGGUUCACAUUAGUUUUUCCUCUAUCCUCCUAUUUAAUAUAUCAUGAGUAAUACUUUAUAAAAAUGGAAGAAUAUACUUGGGAAUCUGUAAUAAUAACUGCUUUCCAGCCCUUAAAACUACUAAUUUGCUGCUUGUACAGAAAGUGAAAAUUAGUUGACAAUUAGAACGAUGAUCGUGAAACCAGUGUAGAAAGAGUAUUAGUUUUACUUUACACCAGCUUCAUUUCCUUAGGAAGGCCUUCACCUCCAUUAUAAAACGGAGUCAUCCUGUGUGAUUCCUUUAAUAGAAGAUACUUACAGUAGUGGAUCCAGUCGAAGUGCCUCCUCAAGGCCAGGGUUGCAGUAGCCUGUGCUUAGCACAGCCAGGAGUGCCGUUCUGAGUCCUCACUCGCCUUUAAAUACACGGGUUGUGAGAAACUGGCACUUAAGUUAUGAUUUCCUUUAGCUGUAGGCUCCCUUCUCUUUAGGAACGUUGGAUUUGUUAGUUUGCUAGAACAAAAACUUUAAACCUUCCCUCCCCUGAGUUGAGAGAGGCAUUAAGAGGAAAAGAACUUGCAUCGUCAUUUCCCCUCCGAUAAGAAUCACAUUAAAAACUGAAGAUAUGAUCAGGCAACAAAUUCUGUGGUCUGAUAGCUAAGGCUUUUCCGCUUUUUUUUAAGCUUUUUAAUUUCAAGGACUAUUACUCAGUUCCAUAUAAUAACGGCACUCCUGCCAGUGAUUACAGAUUUUUCAUUCCAAAAUUCCUGUAGCAAAAUAAGAGUUUCACCUCUCUGAAUUUGCACUCCUACUAAAUUUCCUGAUGGGUGGGAGUUCCCAGUUACAUGGGUGCUACUUUCAAGGCCACAGAGUCCAGAUGGCCCAGGGUUGACCCUGAAAUGAACGUUAAGCCUUAGAACAAAGUCACGUAGAUGCCCCAGUUGACAGGAUUAUUCCCCCGUACUCUAGUCUUUCCCUGUUUAUGCGCAUGUGAGCAUUUUACUGACAGUGCAGAGUGUUGGUAAACACGAUCUCAUACUUGGGCCUGAAGCAUUUAUAUAUCUUUAUUGUAUAUGCCUAAGAAAUAGAUCUCACCACCCCAGCAUACAUGCUCUUCUCAUUCCUUGGUCUUUUCGUGUGUGUAAAUUAGAUCCCUUUGGACGCAUUCACAAAAACACGUUCAUCGGGAUAUAAAAUAUUAUCCAGAUUUCUUAAUGGGUUCACAUGAGUUGCUUUAAAUACUGGUGUAGCUUCAAAGCACCGGAAUUAGUGUUGAUUGAGGGUGAAGCUUACUUCCACAUUGCCAUUUCUGUAUCAUAUUAGGGAUGUUACUUUAAUGUGCCUCAGUUUAUAUAUCUGUAAAAUUUUGGUUUCUUUUCGGUGUAGUGUUUUUGGAGUAUAAAUUCCCCAUGCUAGCAUCUCAGCACAGAGAAUCUUCCCAGUAGGCUAAGGGCGCUGUAUUGUACCAUUAUGAUGAUGAACACACUACUUUGAAAAUGGCUACCUUGCCUCCUAAGGCCAGAAAUUUGAUUCCUAUGCUGAGUGAUAAAAAAAGACUUUGCUGUAAUGAUAAUAGGAUGUAUUUUCCCCAAAACAACCCUUAGGGGUCUAACGUGGUAUUGUUGAUUUUAAAUAAGAUAUUUUGUCAUUUUGGCCCAAUAAAAUACACUGAGAAUAGUUAGAAUUAAUUUAAAAAUAGAAAAGUCUAGUUAUUUUAGGCCUGGUACCAUUUUACUAUAAAAUCUUCUCAAAAUAGAAACACUGAACUUUAAGCUCUAUUUUCUCUAAAUUUUUUAAAAACAUUCCUGGUUUUUUGUUAGAGAGUGUAUGAAUUAUCUAAUACUUGCCAUCCAAAUUAAUGGAUUAAAAAGGCAUACUAUGUUUGACUGUUUUUUGGUUUUUUUUUUUAAUUUAAAAGGCAUACAAGUCUGACUGUAGGGAGAAUUCUACCAUGGGAACAUGUCAUCUUUUUAUGAAAAUGUUAAAUAUUGUAAGGAACCUAUCCUCUCUCAUUUUCAUCUUUACUAUAGAAUCUUUUAUUAUAAAGUAGGAAAUGAAUGGAUGAGUGUGGAUUGCUGUCAACUAUAAACACUUCUGUAUGUCAGCAUUUACUGACCACCUACUGUGUGCAUAGCACUACUGGCAAAAUUUGUAAGACAUUGUUAACAUGAGAGAAUAUUUAAAAAUUGCCUACAAAUCUGAGCCUUGUAAUAAUGUAUAUUUAAGUUAUUUUUGGUUUUAUAGAUUUACUAAAAUAAGAUUAAAAGUACACUAUUCAGCUACCAUACUAAAAAAACUGGUUUUAAUUUUACAGUGUGUAAACUAGAAAAGCUGUUUACCUACAGACUUUACACGUGCAUUUUAAAACUAUCCGUGGCGGUUUUAAACUGUCUAUUGUGAUUUAUAAGGUUGUAGUUAAUUCAUUGGAGGCAAUUAUCUUUCUAUAUAAAGCCAUUUUCAAAAGAUAGUGCUUGUCUUUUUUGUUAUGACACAGAGUGCAAUUCAGUAAGCUGCAUGGCAAAUACGUGUGAUGUAAAUAAACCGGUUUACUAAAGGUA
Molecule: messenger RNA, 3743 nt
Organism: Lutra lutra (Eurasian river otter)
Lineage: Eukaryota; Metazoa; Chordata; Mammalia; Carnivora; Mustelidae
Gene: PAQR3
Product: progestin and adipoQ receptor family member 3
Exons: 6
Coding region: 199-1134 (311 amino acids)
Cellular component (GO): membrane
Molecular function (GO): signaling receptor activity
Source: RefSeq, a predicted model, not a curated record